GCAGCCGCGCUGCGCUCGCAGUUUGUAACCUGAAGCGGUGCGCAGUGCUGCGGGGCGCCUGCAAUCACGCUGAGCAUGAGAGCAAUGUUAAUAAAUGGCGUCUUUUAAAAGGAGAAUCUUCCAGCGUCAACUCUGUCUGAUCGCGCUCAUUCCUCUUUCAGGCAUUCUGGCCUUCAGUGAGCUGUUCUUUGUCAGGGAACCCCAUGAUCUGAUGGUGUUACCGGGAGAGUCGGCGCUCUUGGAUUGUCACGCGCGCGGUGAGGUGCCCAUCGCCAUCGGGUGGCUGAGGAAUGGAGCGAAAGUGGAGGACGACGAACGCGUGCGGCUCCUUCCCAACGGCUCGCUGCAGAUCUCCCAGGUGGAGAGCAGCACCGCAGGGACAGUGGAUGCCGGCGUCUAUCAGUGUCUGGCUCAGAACCAGUAUGGAGCCAUCCUGAGUCAGAAGUCGAGAUUAACUGUUGCAGGUAUCUCCACCUUUGUGAGGCAGCCCUCACCUGCCAUGCUCAUGGAAGGCUCCGUGGCCAGGUUCAGCUGCAAGGUCACUGCCCACCCGCCAGCCGCCAUCACCUGGGAGCUGAAUGAAGCCCCCGUGCCCCCACUCACAGACAGGAUUACGGUAUUGCCCAGUGGAGUUCUGCAGAUUCAUGGAGUAGAAGCAGGGGAUUCUGGGAAGUACCGCUGCGUGGCCACCAACAUUGCGGGUCGCCGCUGGAGUACGGAGGCAAUGCUCACAGUUAAGCCAGUCCUGCUGUCCAGGCUUGUACUGGGGCCCCACAUCAUAGCCGGGCCCCAGAACCUGACGCUCUCCCUGCACGCCACCGCCGUGCUCGAGUGCCUGGCCACCGGGCAGCCGCGCCCCAUCGUCUCCUGGAGCCGGGCAGACCACAAGCCCAUGGAUGUGUUCAGCACUCGGGUGCUGGGUGCUGGGAACCUCAUCAUCACAGACGUGAGGCCCCGGCACGCCGGUGUGUACGUGUGCAGAGCCACUACCCCGGGCACCCGCAACUACACCGUUGCUAUGGCAAACCUCACUGUUCUCGCGCCCCCCUCUCUGGUGCAGUGGCCGGAGAGCCUGACCCGGCCGCGGGCUGGCACGGCCCGCUUCAGCUGCCAGGCGGAGGGGGUGCCCCAGCCCAGUAUCACCUGGUUGAAGAACGGGGCAGAGAUGCACUCCAACGGCCGGAUUAAGAUGUAUAGCAGCAAGCUGGUCAUCAACCAGAUCACCCCGGAGGACGACGCCAUUUACCAGUGCCUGGCGGAGAACGAGCGGGGCUCGGUACUGGCCACGGCCAGGCUCAUCGUGGUUCUGUCCGAGGACCGGCCCAGCGCCCCGAGGGACGUGCGAGCCGACACUGUGUCCAGCUCAGCCAUCCUGCUGGCCUGGGACCGGCCGCUGUACAACGCUGACCGCGUCAUCGCCUACUCCGUGCACUACAUGAAUUCUGAAGGGAUGAACAAUGAGGAAUACCAGGUUGUCAUUGGCAACGACACGACUCGCUACAUCAUCGAUGACCUGGAGGCGGCUCACAACUAUACCUUUUACAUCGUGGCCUACAUGCCCAAUGGAGCCAGCCGCAUGUCCGACCAUGUGAUCCAGCGCACCCUGGAGGACGUGCCUCUCCAUGCUCCGGAGCUCAACCUGCUCAGCCGCAGUCCCACAGACAUCCAGGUGUCCUGGCAGCCGCUCACAGCCAAGCUCAGCCGCGGUCGUGUCUCAGCCUACCGGUUGUCCCUACGCACGGCCACUGACGGCACCGUCACCCAGCUGGAGCUGCCAGGUGACCAGACCCAGCGCCUCCUCGAGGGGCUUCAACCCGACACCCUCUACCUCCUCCGAGUGGCUGCCGCCACCAGUGUAGGCUGGGGGGAGCCUUCUGCCUGGACCUCCCACCGCACCCCUCCAGCAUCCAGCACUAAUGUGCCCCUGGCCCCCCUGCUGCAGCUGGAGCCGCUGAACUGCACCACUAUGCUGCUGCGCUGGCAGCCCCAUGCCGGGGACGCGGCCCGUGUGCUGGGCUUCUGGCUCUCAUACCGCCAGGAGGGCCAGACCGCCGGCCCCCCCGUCCAGCUGCGGGCCCAGGACUCCCAGUACACCAUUGAGGGCCUGGACCCAAGGAGGAAGUACCACAUUAAGCUGCUGGCCUACAGUAUCGCAGGAGACGGCUACCAGGCGGACCAGACAGCCAGCACACCCGGAUGCGUCUCGGUCCGCGAUCGCAUGGUACCGCCCCCUCCGCCCCCCCAUCGCCUGCAUGCCACGGCCAACAGCUCGACAGCGGUAUAUCUGCGGUGGGACCCCCCCGCCUUCACCGUGGGACAGGCCGUAAGCUACACGGUUCGCUGUCACCCCGUCGGCUUGCAGAACGCCUCGCUGGUGCUCUACCUGCAGACUACAGAGCGGGGCCUGCUCAUCCGUGGGUUAGAGUCCAACACAAAGUAUGAGUUUGCUGUGCGACUCCACGUAGAGCAGCUGGCCAGCCCUUGGAGUGCCGUGGCGUUCCAGAGUACGCUUCCCGAAGGGACCAACACCAUGGCCCUGCUGGAGAACCUGCUGCCCGGCAGUGUCUACCUGGUGCGGAUCUCUGCCUCAAACCAGGUGGGAGACGGACCCUUCUCCAGCGAGGUGGAGUUGGCUGUGCUUCCGAUGGGCUCGCAGGCGGGGCAGAACUCGGGCCGCUACGACAGCGCAGCUCUAGCUAAAGCCUUUUCUGAUGGCUUCUUCUACAUGGACCAGAAGUCCAUGAUGGGCAUUGUGGUGGGAGUAUCCAUCGCGUUGGGCUGCAUCCUCAUCUGUGCUCUCAUCCUCUUAUACAAGAGCAAAUCCCGGAAAUUCUUUGCCCCCAAGAUGGCCAGGCAAGGGAGCUCCCUCCAGAAUGCACCCCCCCCGAGGGCAGAAGAGCAGACAGACGGUGCGGAGGCCCUGGUGCCGGCGACGGCUCACAACUUCGUUGACGCUAAAGGGGGGACGGACAUGAUGGUAAACAGCUCCGGUCCCGUGAAGCCCAGCAGGCCCAGGAGAAACAUGUGGUGGUCUUUCAGUAAUGAUGGGAAGCAGAAGCCCAGGAAGGAGCCGACCCAGAAGAGAGGCUACAGCAGGUGCUCCUAUCAGCUGGCUACCACAUUCCUGAGGUAUGAGCAGGGGUCUUCCUCAUACCCGGGCAGGAACACCCCCACCGGACCUGGGUUUGGGCGACUGGGAGAGACGGAGGGGUCCCAAGGCAGCGAGGGCACAGGUGACUCAGGGCACUACUCGCACGAUGAGGCUGACUUGGCCAACAUGGCCGACGCACAGCCACUGCCGCUAGGUGUGAAAGCGGCCGGAGCCUGCAGUGAGGGAGAGCAGCCCCACCUAGUGGUGGAGAUGGAGAACCUCACCAAGAUGGCCGCUCAGCCCUCGCAGCAGAGUCUGCAUGCUACCGACCAAGUACAUCCUCUGUGAUGUGGAAACUGACCCCCCACACGUCAUGCACUCCAACCCCCCCCAACAACUGUUCUAAUGGACAAUGAGCAGGAACCCCAAGAAAUGGAAAAAUAUUCAGCAUCAUUGGGGGGCCCAGUCUGUCAGAGGAUCGUUCUCUGAGAUGAAGUCAUUUAGUCUUCGUGUCUGUCGUUUUAAAUGUUUGUAUGUCUUAAUCUCACCCACCAUGAAUGUUACCAAAGAUGUGAGAACUUCCUACAGAGAGUGUAUCACUGGACUGCAGGGGACUGACUGCCUUAGUCCUGUUUGCUCACCUUCUACCUCAGUUUUCUGUAUGGUAAACACUACUUUUAUUAUAUUUAAAAACUCCUUUUACCUGAAUUAUGUGAUUUUAUUUUGUAUUUUUUUUUAUCUUUUUUUGACUUUUUGUUCUGAAGCAAGAAAUUGUCAUUUUUGUUUUUACUGGUAUGUAAUAAUGGCUACCUCAGGUGUUUUAAAAUGUCUUGCUCCUAACUAAGCUCUUUGGUUGGUGAAUAUGAAGGUGUUUUGGUCCGUUCUUCGUGUGAGCCUUUAGUAUGAGCUUGGCUGAAAGCGAUGUUAGGCACUCGCAACAGUGUGGGAUGUGAAGCAUGCUCACGUUCUGUUGGAGCCGCACGUCCGUCGACAAACGUCGGCAAUCCAUCGUGAGCACCGUGAGUUCCGAGGCUGUAAAUAUGACUGCAAAUCAAGGCCCAGCGGCAAGCCGAGUCUACAGGGACACAUUCCGGUGGUACGCCUUGCCUUGUUAGAGCAAUGUUAUCAUAUCUAGGUAUUUAAAUGCACCAACAGGAACCUUAUGAGGAAUCCAGCCUGAGCAAAAGGAUUCUGUCCACAUGAUGUGGCUGCAUAUGUUCUAAUAUGGUUAUGCUACCUCUACUUCAGUGUUAUUUUCCAAACCUCAGGGAGCAAGGAUGUUGUGGGACUUUAAACGUAGGUAUGUACUACAAUUUACUGCUUGUGUUUGUUGCAGUGUUACAUAGCUAAUGUACAGGGUAUUUUUUGUGUACAGAACCAUGUCCUAGGAGGUGGAUGCUAUCAGCCUGUAAUGACAAAUCUCUAAAACGGUGUGUUGCUUUUGUUUGUUGGCCUUGUGCCUAUAAUGAAGUUAGAACCUGUGGGUUCCACGCUCUCCUGUGCAGAACACACCUUUUUGAGUUGAUUAAUAGCCAUUUUUUUUGUCUUUUUUGGUUAUUUUUCUUCACCCCUUAAAUACCUUAAGAAGUAACCAAAAAAAGGUUGUUCCGACAUGUUCGGCACAGCAAACCUUGAAAGCUUUAAAAAUGGCCUUAUUUGGAAAAGGCUCCUUCGGGUAGCGCAGAAUCCACAAUGCAGGUGAACGGGAGGAGAGGGGAAGAUUUUGAAACCAAAGUGUGAUUGCUCUGAAGGUGACCUUUCCGAUGUGUUAAUAGGAGAAAUGUACAGAAUGUUUGUCGAAAACUAAAAGUGUGUAUGUCAGGUUUCAUUAGUUGAAUUAUACAAACAGUUAAUACAACUAUCAAAAGUCCUCUUACCUGCAAAGACAAAUAUCUAUAUUUUGUCUCCUUUGUACUACUGUGUGCGCAAUGUGUAGGAAUUUAUGUCUUGAAAUGUCUGAUUCUUUAACGUAGAGUACUUAAUUCUCAUGGUAGUGUUACAUUUCCGUUUGUAGAGACAGCUAGCGUGCUGCAGAGACAGAAUGCUAUCCUCCAAAGAAUGUUUGCUUCCCAUCUUUGGUUUGGCUUGUUUUGGGUUUUAUGUUGGUCUGGGGAGACUUGCACCGAAAGCUCCACUCGCCAAACCAAAGAGUGAAAUGCAGCUGCCCUCGGCUCAGCCGCAGUGCCACACCGAGAGCAGAAGCGUGCCCUGCGCUGCGCAGUGUGCGUCCUGUCACAUGACCCAGCACGCCGGUAGGAAUCUAUCAUGCAGCUAAACCCAAAUAACCAAAUGCCUUCAAGAAUUGGGUCAUUAGAAUAUUGGUGGUUUUUAUGCUUUAGUCCAGAUUUAUAUUGAACAUUAUCUCUAUAUUCUGUACAUCUUUUCCUCAUUCUGUGUUUUCCCCACUUUCUGAAGGUUUCACCUUUGCACGGAGAGCAAAACAAUCAGUUUAUUUCUUUUGAGAAGCAAACAAUGUAAACCAAAGAUUUUUGUCACUGUCACAUGUUAGUUUGUAGGCAUAUAUCUUUAUCAGAUGUUUUGUCGGUUUGUGAUGCUUACAAUUCCCUGAUAAACCAAAAGAUAUACGUAUUGACCAUGACGCAACAAACUGUAAACGAAACGUUCGCUUGUUUUUCUUGGUGACCCAUUGAUACAGCUCACCCCGGUGUCACUAUUGUACUCAUGUCAAACUGGAGAAAGUGAAAAGUGCCCAGUAAUCUGAGGCUCUAAUGCUGUGUUAAGCUGCUGUUUGUCCGAGUUUCAUUGUGGAUUUUACUGUUUUGACUGUAUUUACAAGUGUAUGACUGGUACAAGGGCGUAACUUUGGCUGGAACAUUGGGGGGGUUGAGGUCUCCAUCCAUUACAGGGGAAACAUGAUUAUUGGUGGGUUGUAUUAGCUGGUUUUUAUUUAUUGGGGGGGCUACAACCCCCCCCAUCCCCCCCAUAAUUUACGCCCAUGGACUGGUAUGCAGGUACCCUGAAUGCAUACACCGACAUCUCAAGAUUUUAAAAUCUUGAGAUUUUAAAACUUCAGAGCUUAGGUCUAAUUUUAGAAAAAUUAAGGAUAUACGUCAGUAGUAGUGCUCACUGCCUGUCAGUGAGCUCUGCUCUGCAGGACCCUGCAUACGAAAAUGAGCAAACAGCCUUUAAGUUCGAGACAAAGCAGAUGGCUAUACCUAUUCAGGUUUUUAUUAUUUUAAAAGGAAUUUUAUGUUUUUUUUUUUUGUGUCAUUUGCUUUUCAAAUUUGUGAAUUGGAAGGGAUUUGGAUAAUGUGAGUGGCUAUUGGUGUGGGGUGGAGCCACGAACUCAGCCACGCCCACAGCGAGUCGGUACCCGCCAUUUCCAAAUGGCAGAGAGGUGUCUGUGUGUAUGGGGCAGUUUGAGUCCUCACCAUCUUCUAUACCAGUGUUUCCCAACCCAGUCCUUGGGAAACACCGGACAGUCCACGGUUUUGCUCCCUCCCAGCUCCCAGCCAAUCAGGAACACCGAAUACCUGGUACAUUUGCGCAGGGAGCUGAGAGGAAACAAAAACAUGGACUCUCCGAGGUUCCCCGUGGACUGGGUUAGGAAACGCUGUUCUACGCUGCCACAGAAAAACAGCCACCAGUCUCUACUUCUGAAUGUAACUCUGCUUAUGCGAUUAUUUUAUGCUUUUGUUUAUUAGUUUCUUUAAUUUUGGUCAAGUGUUCAAGCAAGCGUUGUCUUUCCUUACAAUUAAUUAUGGUAUAUUUUGCUUUAAGUCUUGCUCUAAUUAAAGCCAAAAAGAUAUUAACUGAUUGGUAUGGUUAAAUGCACAAUUUAAAUAAAGCUUUUCAUUAAAAACG
Molecule: messenger RNA, 6916 nt
Organism: Paramormyrops kingsleyae
Lineage: Eukaryota; Metazoa; Chordata; Actinopteri; Osteoglossiformes; Mormyridae
Source: RefSeq, a predicted model, not a curated record